Molecule: messenger RNA, 2556 nt
Organism: Cynocephalus volans (Philippine flying lemur)
Lineage: Eukaryota; Metazoa; Chordata; Mammalia; Dermoptera; Cynocephalidae
Gene: PIWIL4
Product: piwi like RNA-mediated gene silencing 4
Exons: 20
Coding region: 1-2556 (851 amino acids)
Biological process (GO): regulatory ncRNA-mediated gene silencing
Cellular component (GO): P granule
Molecular function (GO): RNA endonuclease activity; piRNA binding; protein binding
Source: RefSeq, a predicted model, not a curated record
AUGAGUGGACGGGCCCGCGUGAGGGCGCGAGGCCUCGCCCGCAGCCCCAGAGCCGCGGAAGUGGGGCGCCCGCAGGCCUCGCCCUCGCCUCCAUCUGUUGAUCUUAGUGACAAUGAAGCAUCCUCUAGCAGUGGCUUUGUGGGAACAAAAAGGACUUUACAGAAAGAUGAAGAUGGCAUAUCUUCUGGUGAUGUUAGAAGUACCUUCAUGGAAAGAGGUGUGAAAAUUGGACGGAACUUCAUGGAUUUGGGUAUCUGUACCAGAGAGAAAUUGGCACAUGUGAAAGAUUGUAAAACAGGUUCCAGUGGAAUACCUGUGAAACUAGUCACAAAUCUCUUUAAUUUAGAUUUUCCCCAGAACUGGCAGCUAUACCAGUACCAUGUGACAUACAGUCCAGAUUUAGAGUCCAGAAGGCUGAGAACUGCUUUGCUUUAUAGUCAUAGUGAAAUUUCCAACAAAGCAAAAGCAUUCGAUGGUGCCGUUCUUUUUCUCUCACGAAAACUAGAAGAAAAGGUCACGGAACUGUCAAGUGAAACUCACAGAGGCGAGACUGUGAAGAUGACUCUCACUCUGACAACCGAGGUGCUGUCGAGUUCCCCCGUGUGCAUCCAGGUCUUCAAUAUCAUCUUCAAAAAGAUCUUAAAAAAGUUGUCCAUGUACCAAAUUGGACGGAACUACUAUAAUCCUUCAGAGCCGGUGGAAAUUCCCCAGCACAAAUUAUCCCUUUGGCCUGGGUUUGCCAUUUCUAUAUCACAGUUUGAAAGCAGGCUCCUGUUUAGUGCUAAUGUGAGUUAUAAAGUCCUCCGGAAUGAGACUGUUCUGGAAUUCAUGACUGACCUCUACCACAAAACUGGUAUGUCCUGCUUCACUGAGACAUGUGAGAAACAACUGAUGGGGCUCAUUGUCCUGACAAGAUACAAUAACAAAACCUAUCGCAUUGAUGACAUUGACUGGUCAGUGAGGCCCACGCAUACCUUUAAGAAGCGGGACGGCACUGAGAUCACCUAUGUGGAUUAUUACGAGCAGCAAUACAAUAUUACUUUGUCUGACCUAAAUCAGCCAUUGCUUGUUAGUCUGUUGAAAAGCAAGAGAAAUGACAACACUGAGGCUCGGAUUGCCCACCUGAUACCUGAGCUCUGCUUCCUAACAGGGCUGACUAGCCAAGCAACCUCUGAUUUCCAGCUCAUGAAGGCUGUGGCUGAUGAAACACGUAUCAGUCCUUUGGGCCAGCAGCAGCGUCUGGCCAGGCUUGCUGACAGCAUCCAGAGAAACAAGGAUGCACAUUUCGAGCUAGAGAAGUGGGGGCUGCAUUUUGGAGCCCAGAUGUCUCUGACCGGAAGGGUUGUGCCUUCAGAAAAAAUAUUACUGCAAGACCACAUAUGUCAACCUGUGUCUGCUGCUGAUUGGUCCAAGGAUAUUCGAACUUGCAAGAUUUUAAGUGCGCAGCCUUUGAAUAAAUGGUUGGUUUUUUGUAGUAACAGAACCGAAAAUGGGACUGAAAGCUUUGUGAACUGCUUGAAAAGAGUUGGAAGUUCCAUGGGAUUUAAUGUGAGCUACCCCAAAAUCAUAAAAGUACAAGAAAACCCAGCUGCAUUCUUUAGAGCUGUACAGCAACAUGUUGAUCCUGGUGUUCAGUUGGUGAUGUGCAUUCUGCCUUCUGAUCAGAACUAUUAUAAUUCUAUUAAAAAAUAUUUGAGCUGUGACUGCCCAGUCCCAAGCCAGUGUAUCCUUGCUCGGACCUUGAAUAAACAGGGGAUGAUGAUGAGUAUUGCCACCAGGGUCGCCAUGCAAAUGGCCUGCAAACUCGAAGGCGAGCUAUGGGCUGUGGAGAUACCUUUAAAGUCCCUGAUGGUGGUCGGUAUUGAUGUCUGUAAAGAUGCAUUCCGCAAGGAAGUGGUGGUGGUUGGAUUUGUGGCCAGUGUUAACCCCAGAAUCACCAGGUGGUUUUCCCGCUGUAUCCUUCAGAAAGCAACUACUGAUAUUGCAGAUUGCUUGAAAGUUUUCAUGACUGGAGCAGUCAAGACAUGGUACAAAUAUAACCAUAGUUUGCCAGCACGGAUAAUUGUUUACCGUCAUGGGGUAGGGGAUGGCCAGCUAAAAACACUUCUUGAAUACGAAGUCCCACAGCUGCUGAGUAGUGUGACAGAAUCCAGCUCAAAUACCAGCUCCAAACUGUCGGUGAUUGUGGUCAGGAAGAAGUGUGUGCCACGGUUCUUUACAGAAAUGAGCCAAACCGUGGAGAACCCCCCACUUGGCACGGUCGUGGAUUCACAAGCAACGCGUUCUGAAUGGUAUGACUUUUACUUGGUCAGCCAGGCCGCCUCUCGGGGAACUGUUAAUCCCACCUACUAUAAUGUCAUCUAUGAUGACAAUGGCUUGAAGCCCGACCACAUGCAGAGACUUACAUUCAAGAUGUGUCACUUGUACUACAAUUGGAUGGGCUUAAUCAGUAUCCCAGCACCAUGCCUCUAUGCACACAAGCUGACCUUUCUGGUGGCACAGAGCAUCCAUAAAGAACCAAGUUUGGAAUUAGCCAAUUCUCUCUUCUACCUGUGA